This is a messenger RNA of Aspergillus bombycis, 1131 nucleotides long. RefSeq names its product 2,3-butanediol dehydrogenase. The record is from RefSeq and is a predicted model, not a curated record. The transcript has 2 exons. Lineage: Eukaryota; Fungi; Ascomycota; Eurotiomycetes; Eurotiales; Aspergillaceae. Gene Ontology annotation, molecular function: zinc ion binding; (R,R)-butanediol dehydrogenase activity. Gene Ontology annotation, cellular component: cytoplasm. Gene Ontology annotation, biological process: butanediol biosynthetic process. Bases 1 to 1131 code for a protein of 376 amino acids.
AUGUCGACUCCACGCCGAAGCAUCACGGCCUUGCAAUACUAUGGGCGGGAGGACUUGAGACUGGAACACCGUGUGGACCUAAUGAUGUCCGCCUUCAAGUCGCAUACUGCGGGAUCUGCGGCUCCGACAUCCACGAAUAUCUGGGAGGCCCGAUAUUCCCCCAAACCGGGGGAUCAGAACCCCUGGACUGGCGAAAAGCUGCCUGUCACACUGGGCCACGAGAUGUCGGGUGUCGUGAUCCAGGUUGGCUCCAAUGUACACAACAUUCCGGUUGGGUCUAAGGUCGCUGUGAGUCCCGCCCUCGACGACCGACAUUACGACAUGGAACCAUGCACCACCUGUGCGAUGGGCAAGCGCAACAUCUGCAAACGCUUUUCCUCAUAUGGGUUCAGCGCUCCUGGUGGUGGCUUCGCGACCGAGAUUGUUGUCAGGGCACUCAACUGUGUCGUCCUCCCUGAUGCGGUUUCGCUCCAGGUCGGUGCUCUGGUGGAGCCUCUGGCCGUUGCGUGGCAUUGCAUCCGUACCUCUGGCUUUAGGAAAGGCCAGAAGGUGCUGCUUUUGGGCGCCGGCCCAAUUGGCCUUGCAAUCUUGAUGCUUCUUCGCGUCUGGGGGGCUCGGUGCGCGGUGGUCAGCGAAGUGACGCCGUCACGGAAAUUGCUGGCCAAACAAUUUGGUGCAGAUGUUGUGGUCGAUCCGUUAGAGGGAUCUGAGUCCUCUGAUCCAGUGCUGUCGGCCGUUCAUCAGGCUGUCGGUGAAAGUGGAGUGGAUGUCGCCUUCGAUGCCACGGGGCUUCAAACGACGUUGGACACGGCCAUCGCCGCGACCAGGCCGGGAGGGACCAUAUUCAACGUGGCGAUACACGAGAAACCGCUCCAGGUCAAUUUGAACGAUCUCGGCUGCUUUGAAAAGCAACUCACCGGUGGAAUGUGCUAUACAAUGGAGGAUUUUACUGGGGUGUUGAAAGCACUGGAGAGCGGAAAUCUGCCGGCGCAUAAGAUGAUCACCUCCAUAGUUCCGCUUGAGCAGGUAAUCGAAAAGGGCUUUCAUGAAUUGAUUCACAGCAAAGCCUCUCAUGUCAAGAUCUUAGUUCAGCCACAGUCUCGUGUGGGCGAGGUUACCGCCAACCUUUGA